UUCAAACUUUUUUUCUGUCGGCUCGGCAAAUGUCGGCCUGCAAACAAAACGUUGCGUCCCUAACCUGCCGCCAAUAUCUGAUCCCAAGUGUUUUUAACUAUCGCAGUUGUUGUCAUUGUUACUGUCGCUCUCGUGGUGAUCUGAUCAUCCACAAUGGAUGAUGAUGUGGUGGAGCUGAAUAACAUUGAAAAUCUCUGUAGACUUUGUCUAUCAACAGAGGAUCCAAAGUCUCCAAUAUUCGGGCUCCAGGAGUCUCCAGUUUCGCUGGUUGAAAAAAUUCAGGCUUGCCUAUCAAUCGAGAUAUUGUUGACAGAUAAAUUAUCAAAGUUAAUAUGUAUAAAUUGCCUGAAAAGUGUUAAUCAGUGGCAUAAUUACAAGGAAUCAUGUCUCAAGUCACAGGAAAAACUCCAGCGAUGGCUUGUCAAGCAAAUUAAUUCUUCUGUUGCUGUUGUCGCAACAAUAAAGCCCGAGCCUCUGGACAUAGAAGUGUACGAAGACAAUAUCGAGAUCGUUGAAAUGUCCGAAGAUGAAUUGCAAAACGAGUUAUCAAACCGUAGUACAGAAUCACCAAACGAUAACGCUCUUCCAGAAUUAGCAAUACGUGGAAGCCGUCGUAGAUUAGACAUAAAUUUACACAACAACACAGGUAAAGAUAACAAUAAAUAUAUAAAAUCAUAUAACCAACGUAUAGUAUCAGAUAAUAAUGAUGAAAUAAAAUUAGAACCAACUGACGACGACGAGGACGAUAUCGAUUGUAAUGUUGAUGUUGAGUCAAUAAACGAAAAUGACAAUGAAGGUGAACUAUUACUAAAUCCAAUGGCACUCGGUGCCAGCAAAAACAUGGAACCAGACUCUACCCAAAAAUUUAACGUACGUGCGGUAAAAAAAAAAGUCCGCCGUGGGCCGCACACUCAUUUCCGAGGCCCAAAAGUAUUCAAACGUCGGUGUCCUCAUUGCCAGCUGACAUUGCACUCAAAAUCCUCAUACGCACGUCACAUAAAUCGUUAUCAUAACGACGCCCAACUUCCGUCAGCAGUGACGGCCGUCAAUAAUUCCAUUGGAGGAAAUUCUCAACAGCACCAGGUACCACACAACGGACUUCCCUAUUCAAAAGACGACGACAAUUCAGCAGCCGAAGAAAUAGAAGACGUCGAAGACGAGCUGGUGAGUCUGGAAAAAGACGCGCCGUUGACUCAAGUCCAAGAGUCAAUUAUCAGUCAACUGAAAACCUUUUCUUGCUACGCCUGCCAGCAAUCAUUCAAUGACAGGCGCAGUACAUUAAAUCACAUACGUCAGCACAUGCCCGACUUGAGACCCUACACAUGCAUCGCAUGUCUCACUGAGUUUCCCGAUCGUUCGAUUUACAAACUACACUGCGGCGCUUCAUUUGAAUGCGCGAUGAAAAUAGCACUCGUGGUACCCAAACACGGUACAGAAAAAUAUUUCACAUGUAACAUGUGUUUGAGACCGAUGCCGAACCGCAAAGAACUGAUAAGUCAUCUGUCAAAACACUCAGAUCGUCAGUACGAGCAAUUGACAGCACCGCCAGGCACCACCGGUUCAAAAAAACCGCCAAAAUUAAAACCCAUUGGUUCUAAUUCUGGAUCCGCGAAUGCUUCAACUUCAAAUUCAAAUUUAAAUUCAAAUUCUGCAGUCGCUAAAUCAACAGCUGCCGUUUCGACUACAAUCGGACCCUACAGAAAUGGAGACCCAGCUCACAACCACACCUGCGAUUACUGCGGUAUGAUCUAUCGAUACAAACCCAAUAUGAUAAAACACCAAGACUUGUGCAAACGUUUGCCUCCAGAGGAACGAACUUCUUAUCGCUGCGUCCACUGCGGAAUGACAUUUUUGGUGUUCAAAAAAUUCCAGUCCCACAUUACCACUGAACACAACAAGAAAGAAUUAAUUUGUUUUGUAUGUAAUGGCAAAUUCCGGUACUCGAAUGAAUAUUUGAUCCACCACCAGAAGCAUCGGAUGAUAAACAAAGCCGCAGAAACUCACGCGUUGAAUCACUGGAACAAAACGGUGACGAUGAAAUAUGGCUGCGCUGUUUGUCCAGAGCAAUUUGACACCAAGGCAGAGCUGAAUGACCACCGGUCAGUUCAUCUGAAGCUAAAAAUAUUUUCCUGCAGCAUUUGCCGGCGUAUGUUCGGAAAUUCUCAGUCGCUGCAGGAACACGUCAAUGAAGACCACGCACUUGAAGUAGACCCAAAUAUAUCAGCAAUUGAUUUUCUUGACCAAAGCACUGAGUUGCCAAACACCAGUGGCUGGUCCGUGAACACUGACCCGGGGGUGCGCAGUACCGAGUGCACGAUUUGCGGGAAAGUAUUUGCGAAUUAUCCGAACUUACGUCGGCACAUUCGUUCGGUUCAUGCUGCCGAUGAACGUUUCAAUUGCAACAAGUGUUCCAAGACAUUUAGUAACGACGCUGAGUUGAGUGAACACACUGACAGCGCACAUGCUGAGCAGGUCACCAACCGCUGCAACUACUGCAAGAAAAAGUUUGACAGCAAGCAUGGGCUCGACGUCCAUCAGCGCAACGCUCACGGAAUAACUGACAGCAAAUUGGCCUGCGAUAUCUGCGGCAAAGAAUUCGGGAACGAGACGUCUCUGAAAAUCCAUCGCGGCCAUCACUUCCGGCGCGACUCGCGACUCAGUAUCCGGAACAUGCCCCACCCGAUGGACCAGGUCCAGGUUGAAAUAAACGAAGCAGAACCGGAAGUUGACAUCAGUACCCGACCCGGACGGGCUAGAAAAUCUCUGUCGAAUACGUCGUUGUCUUCAUCGCCGAAAAGUUCAUCGGAAUUAAAGUGUCAAGUUUGCGAUGACAAAUUCACUGACGUCCACGAUCUGCGUAAGCAUCUUUGGGAUGUCCAUUGCGCUAAAAAUAAACCCGAGAAAUCUUUUACUGAUGACAACAAUUUGCAAUGCGAAUUGUGUACGAAUGUCCUGCCGGAUGACAAGAGUCUUGAAGAACACAUGAAGUGGCAUAAAGACAAUCCCAUUUUGUCUGACGGGUUGCAGCGGCCUGUUGACAUUUCCUGUGACGUCUGCGGUAAAUUUUACAGCUCGACGAAAGCUCUUUGGAAGCACAAAAAAUUGCACAGUAAAACCGGAGUGACAAUUAAAUUUCAAUCGGUUAAAAAAUCACAGCCUGCGCAGUACCCGUGUCCGGUUUGCCGCAAAGUAUUUGGAAAUGAAACUUCAAUGAAAAAACACAAAGCCGCAGCUCAUUAUGCGCGUCGCAGUAUCUCCGUUGUGACAACGACGACUCCCAAAGUGACGUCACGCAAAUCGUCGCAUGACGAUGAAGUUAAACCCAAAAGACCUAAACUAGAUUUUGAUAUCAUCAGAAAAGCUUACAAUCUUGAGCCAAAUAAUUAUAAUGCUGAGGUCAGUGGAGGUCCCAGUAACAGUAAAAAACCCGUGUCUUGUGGAAUUUGUAAAAAAUUACUGCCCAGUAUGAAUUCGCUGUACAAACAUCGGCAGAAUGUCCAUAAAAAUUUUAGCAAGUCACUGGAUAAUAAUGACGACAACAGCGCACGUGCUCACAACGACCAUGAUAAUGAUGACGAGGCUAUUGUUGAUAAGUCCCGGGUGCCUUGCACUGAGUGCGAUAAAAUAUUUUCUAAUAUGUCGAAUAUGAAGCAGCAUUUGACGAAAGUACACGGGAAUGGGAACAAAUAUUACUGCAGCGCUGACGGUUGCAAUCAAUUAUUUAACUCACCUUUGGCUAAACAGUUACAUGAAAAAUCACACAUGAAUGUGUUGUACAGAUGCACUAUAUGUUCGCGGCACAUGUUUUUACGCAGUGCGAUAAUCCAGCAUCUCGUUACGGAGCAUAAAAAUGACUACUCACCGGGUACUGAAAAAAGCCUAUACAAAAAAACUGACCUCAGUAAUUACCAAGUUCACGGAGCGGAAGGACGCGUAUGUCCGAUUUGUAAUAUUACUUAUCCUAAUAUUAAAGCCAUGAAAAUUCAUUAUGUUAAAAUACAUGAAAAUAGUUAAGAUUUGGUUUAAUUUUAUUUAUUAUUUUAAGGACUGCAGAUAAUUCCCGCCACUUUUUGUUUAAUUUAAAUGACAACUGUCGGCCAUAUUUAAUAUUUAUUAAUUAGUUUAAAAAAAAAUUAAAACCUUGAGGAUUCUUGGACGUGCCCCCACUUUUUUAAAAUUUUCAAUGACUAAAUUGUAGUGACAAAAUUUUGAUAAUUAAUUUUAAAAAAAGUUUAAGGAUUAAUUUAAAAAAAGACAAUUUAAAUGCAGAAAUAAAUUAUUUACAGUUAUCAGUUAGGAGUUAAACGAAAUUUUUUAAAUAAUUUUGAGCCUAAAAAAUUUGAAAAUUUGAAUUAUGAAAAUGACAUGAAGAUUUUACUGAAAAAUUUCAUUUAAUUUUUAAUUAAUAAAAAUUGUAAAUAAUUUUUUUUUAAAUUUAUGCGUUGCCUUUUUUUCAAUUAAUGCUUUUACUUUUUUUAAUUAAUUAUCAAAAUUUUAAUACGGUCAUUAAAAUUUAAAGUUAUUAAAUAUUUUUAAAAAAUGGGGGCUAGAGUUUGAGAAUGGCCUUAAUUUAAAAAAAAAUGAUGUAAUUUUACCGAGGUAUAGAAUUUUAAAAAAAUUACUUGCAGUUGGAAACCGGAAGCUUAGUGAAAUUUGGAAAAUAAACUUAAGUAAAAUCUGGAACAUUCGGAUCCUCUACUCCGGCGCAAUGGCGCGCCUGCAAUAUACCCGGGAAAAUUUAAAUUCAUAAUUAAAUUAGUAGUAAAAAGUGAAUAACCAAUAAAAAAAUGUAUGAAUUAUCAAGUAUGCUGAUUAAAGUGAAAUUUUAUCGAACAGAUCUGAGUAUUUCGAUUAUGAAUAAUUUUGUAUAUAGGAUCAAUAUAUAUAUAAAAAAAAUACAAGUGUGAAUGAAGCAGUCAUCGCACAAAUUUAAAAUUAUAAAUAAAUAGAGUAAAUAAUUAAAAAAAAAAAAUUUAUAAAAAAUGCACUUAUUAAUUUUUAAAUUUUUUAAAUGUGCAUUUUUUAAAAAUUUUAUUUUAUUGAUUAUUUACUCUGUUUAUUUAUAAUUUUAAAUUUGUCUAAUAUCUACUACAUUCAGACUCGAAAAAAUCAAUCAUUAAUAAAUAAAAAAUAUAAAUAAAAAUCUAUUUUUAUUUAUGUUUUCAAUUAAUUAAUAAUUUAUAUCGAUACUAUUUAUAAAAAUUAUUCAUAAUCGUUACACUAGAAUUUGUUCACUUGAAUUUCAUUUUAUCAAUACACUUAAUAAUUCAUACAUUUUUUUUUUUUUUUGGUAUUUACUUUUUUUUUUUUAUAAAAAAAUUUAUUAUGAAUUCAAAUUUUCCCGGGUAUCUGGUGGUCGUCACAGUAUCCGGACAGCAGAUCACGACGUUAAUGUCAAUUUUGUAAUUUAAAUUUUCAAAUUUUUUAAGGUAAAAUUUAUUCAAAAAAUUCGUUUAUUUUCUAAUUGAUGACAACUGCAAUUAAUUUUUAAAAAAUUCUACAUAUCUUAUUUUCAAUUAAUCCUUCAAUUUUUUUUCAUUAAUUAAUAAAAUUUUAAUGUGAUCAUGACAGUUAAAAGUCAGUGCAAUUUUUCAAAAAGUGGGAGCACUGUCUGAGAAUGCCCUUAAAUUGUUCUUUUUUUUUAUUUGAUAAAAAUAAAAACAUCUUGAUGAUUAUUAAUUGCGUUAAUAAUUAUAAAGAUUUUUUUAAUUCUCAGACAUUUGUUGUUAAUUAUAAAUUAAAUGUAAAUACUGACAUUUUCAUAAAAUAAUAUCUUAAUAAUAUAAAUAUAUAUACAUAUAUAUUUUUUUUUUUAAAUAUAGUAAAAUGUUUUUUUUCGAGUGAUUUUUUUCCUUAACUAUCUUCCGAUUUAAUGAGUAAGUUUACUUCCCUUAAUUAUUAUAAUUAUUAUGUUAAUGAAUGAGUAUUGAUGACAGUUGUAAAUCUCCGAAUGAGAGACAAUAAAAUGGAUGUAAUUUUUUAAAUUAUAAUUUGUAAAAGUAUAAUUAUCUUAUAAAUUAGUAAUUAGUAAUUUUUUUUAUCUUAGGGUAUUAUUUAAUGUAUUACUAACUAUUAGUUAAUUUAUACGAUUAAUCAAGUUCACAAACAUGUCACAUGAUUUUUAAGUAUAAGUAAACAAAAAAUAUAAAUUUACUGUAACUUUA
Microplitis demolitor is the source of this 6164-nucleotide messenger RNA. Its product is annotated as zinc finger protein 62 homolog. The record is from RefSeq and is a predicted model, not a curated record. Bases 154 to 4014 code for a protein of 1286 amino acids. Gene Ontology annotation, cellular component: nucleus. Gene Ontology annotation, molecular function: zinc ion binding. The transcript has 4 exons. Lineage: Eukaryota; Metazoa; Arthropoda; Insecta; Hymenoptera; Braconidae. Gene Ontology annotation, biological process: regulation of immune system process; regulation of cytokine production; negative regulation of transcription by RNA polymerase II.